Messenger RNA from Cladophialophora immunda, 960 nucleotides. RefSeq lists its product as uncharacterized. The coding region runs from base 280 to 954 and encodes 224 amino acids. The record is from RefSeq and is a predicted model, not a curated record. The transcript has a single exon. Lineage: Eukaryota; Fungi; Ascomycota; Eurotiomycetes; Chaetothyriales; Herpotrichiellaceae.
UGAAGCUCCGGCACCACCGGGGCAUUGUUUAUCCAACCACCCUUCCUGACUUGUUAUGCCUUUUCACGUGGCAUCGCUCAUUCACAUCGAAGCAGCAGCCUUUAUCGCCUGCUUGCGUGCGAGGCAAUGAAUUGACGUUCAUCCAGUAUCGCGUUGCUUCACAGCAAUGUCGCUCAAAUCACCAAAGAACGAAGGCUUCUCACCGCCCUUUGCACGUUCACUGUGCUCAUACCGCCCCGUUCCCUGACAAGCUGGACAAACGAGACCGUCCAUAACAAAAUGUACCCUUCCCUCGUCCUCCCAUGGUCUACAAGUCCAUCAGAACGCGAAAAUACAUACCGCACUGCAGGCCUGGUGAAAACAAGAGGAACACUCUUCCUUCUGCCUCCGCCAACAUCCACCUUGCGCGAUACAUUUAAUGCACCACCACGUCCCAAAACCCGUAUGUCUUCUGGUGCAGUCGCACUCUGCAAACAUUUUGAACGCGGUGGUGCAUCGUCGGAGCAUGGCCGACAUCAUCCAUUUUGGACCCUGCCCACAGGUAGCAAUGAGAACAAGACGGAGAUUGCAAGAGUGAUAUUGGAGGACAUGCUGGUGCAAGCAGUCUGGAAGAAUGUGAUGCUCUUGCACCACGGAGUAGCAGUGUAUGAGAUUAGGAACGCAGGUGGAUACGGAAUGAGGUGGACGCUGGAUAUAGAGGAGAAGAGAGAGAACGAACAGGCCGAUAUGGGUAUACCAACCGACAUUCAGACGACAGCCGCCAGUCCAGACGCCCUCAGCCAAGGUGAAGAAGAUGAGGAUGAUUUCCACAAGGAUUGGGUGGUUACCAAGACGACUUUUCGCGGGUUCCUGGAACCUAUUGCUGGGAUGGAUCACGAGCUGCCGGGUCAAGAAGUGAACGCAGCCAAGUCUUCACAUCCUGAUGAGCAGAAACACGAUAGAAUGAUAGAAUGAUAGAAU